Lactuca sativa (garden lettuce) is the source of this 597-nucleotide messenger RNA. RefSeq lists its product as uncharacterized. NCBI's taxonomy places the organism in Eukaryota, Viridiplantae, Streptophyta, Magnoliopsida, Asterales, Asteraceae. The record is from RefSeq and is a predicted model, not a curated record.
AUGGGGCAAAAAGGGGGCAUAGAUGUAUUUGUGACAGGAGGCUUUGACACUUGGAGUAAAAAGAAAUCAUUGAAAGAUCAUGAGGGUAAAGUUGAUAGUCAUCACAACAAAGCAAAACAAAAAUGUGAAAAUCUAGUAAAGAAAAACGAAUCUAUCAGUGAAGCUUUUCAUAAGCAAACUGAAGUUGAAGCGAUUGACGUCUCCAAAGAUUCAAAAAGAGAUUGUUCAAUGCUUUCAAAAGAGAUAAUAAAGUCCAUCUGUGAAGAAAUUGGUACUUAUGUGUUUACCAUAUUAGUAGAUGAGUCUAGUGAUGUAUCCAAAAAGGAACAAAUGGUUAUGGUUUUGCAAUAUGUUAAUAGCCUUGGAUUAGUGAAAGAAAGAUUUGUUGGAAUUGUUCACAUGAAGGAUACAACUUCUUUAGCUUUAAAAGAAGCCAUUGAUUCGGUAUUUACCAACAAUAACUUGAGUAUAUCUCAGCUUUGGUGGUUAAUGUGGUGUGCGCUUCUUGUAAAAGAAAAGAUAUCAUACGAGAUAGUUACAAGGAAAAGGGUUCAAAAAGAAAUUGGUAAUGGUGAAAUUGAGCCAGAAGAGGGUUAA